Messenger RNA from Symbiodinium sp. CCMP2592, 829 nucleotides. The record is from the annotation of a GenBank genome assembly. Lineage: Eukaryota; Dinophyceae; Suessiales; Symbiodiniaceae.
AUGUUCGGUUUCGCAUUGGCGGCGCUUGCCCUUUCAGGCUCGAGUCUGGCGCAGGAGAUUCCAGAGCCCACGAGCGCUCUAGCGCUGGACGAUGCCUGCGACUCGGAAGAUUGUGAUCUGUCCCUGCGGCAGCUGCGGCGGGAGAGCCGGAGCACCCAUGCAAACGACAUGGGAUCGGCAGCGGCACCAAAGUUCAACUACAACUGGAACUUCGGAUGCACCGGGAAGACAGAUCAGGAGAAGCCUGCAGGCGACGACCUCACCUUCAACCUGAACUGGAACUUCUGCUUCGAUGAGAAGACCCUUAGCAAGAUGACGAAGGAAGGAGGGGCUUUGAAGAAGAAGAAGGGUAACUGUCAGUCCUUCGGCUGCACCAAGAGUUUCGAUUUCAUGACGCUCAUGAACGAAUGCCAGUGUUUCCCUGGAUGUGACAAGACAUUUCUGGGCAACACUUGCUGCCCUGACUACAAGAGUCAGUGCGAGACGGGAAAGGCGGAGGAAGCUCAAAGUGAAGCGCCCGCCCUGACGAUCUCUGGUUACACAACCUAUGCAAACGCACACUGCGAGGAUUCCAAGGGAGCCUCGGAGCUCACACGCACAAGCGCUUCUCCCGACAGUUGUGCGAAGCAGUGUGACAGCAACUCCGACUGCGAGGGCUUCUCUGUCUCAAAGAAGAACUCCUGCACCCUGCUUGCCGGCAUUAACAUCCCGGCCUGUGGUGCCAGCCCUGGGGAGUUCUCUACUUACGUGAGGACCCAGGGCAAGAAGCCGUCGGCUUGCUACAAGUACUUGGCUGACAAGGGCGCCGAAGGCUGUGCAUCCUACGCUU